AUGGGCAAGAAGGGGCAGCCAGCUGCGCCGGAGACUGUCGAGGAUCCAACUGACGAUGAAGAGGAACGAGAGGUGGAUGCUCCACUUCCACCCGAGGCAGCCUCCAAGAUUCUUGAGGCCUUGGAUUGGCAGGUUUGCGUGAUGCCUUCGACUCGGCAGAGAUAUUUCUAUUCCAAGACGAGGCGGCAGGCACGAGUGCAGCCGCCCUACCAUUCCAUUUUGGGCUUGGAGGACACUUUCUCUCAUCAUCCCAGUUGGAUUGAUCGUGACGUGGCCUGGGACAUGCAUGGUGCAGCCACGAGCAUCAUGAGCAGGAAGCAGUCGCUGCAAAACCAUCCGCCAGCCUCCACGCUUCCUGAAGGCUCAACUUCUGUCGGCCUGGAUCUGUGCCUGUUUGUGCCCGUUGCUUCGCGGACAUGGGCUUCUGCAUUGUUGGUCCUCGACCUGGAGGGCGCAAUGUCGUCGCAGCAUCUGCAGACAAGAGCUCUGACUGACUUCGAAAGCUGCUCCGAAUAUGAGGAGGAGGCAAAGAGGAGCCUCACUGAAUCCAGCUGGGACUAUAUAGCCGGAGGGGAGAGCGACACCAUGCAGCGCAACCUGGAUGCUUUCAAGUCUUUUGCGCUGCGGCCGCGGAUUCUGCAAGAUGUCUCUUGCAUCAGUACUGACUGCAGUAUCUUCGGAAAGCGCUGUGCAACUCCGAUCUAUCUCAGCUCACUUGCCAAGGGGUGCUUGGUUUCCAAGGGUGGGGAGGCUACCUUCGUCCGUGCUGCGGCCAGGUGUCGGACGAGGUUCAUCGUUCCGUCCAUAUCAAGUGUUCCCCUUCGUGAUGUAUGGGCCGCAUCCGAAAGUUGCGAUCUGGCUUUCCAGUUUUACCUUCUGGGAGACGAAGUUUCCAGUAUAGAGCGGCUGCACGAAGCGAUUGCCCUCGGUGCAUCUGCCAUCGUUGUUACAGUUGAUGCCAAUGCUCCACGAAAGGGUGCACUUUUCCGUGCAACGGCUGGUGCGACGGGGGUCUUUCCGAGCCCGAGGCUGUCUUGGUCUCGACUGGCCGAGCUCAAGGCAAUGCUGCCAAGAGGGAUGCCGAUGUAUUUGAAGGGAGUCCAGACGGCGGAGGAUGCUUUGAAAGCUGUAGCGGCAGACGUGGCAGGCAUCAUCGUUUCGAACCAUGGAGGUCGAGUGUGUGGAGAUUCGAUGGCAGCCUUGCACUGCCUGGAAGACGUAGCUUCGGCUCUGCGUGCUGCGGGCGUGCUGGGGAAGAUCGAGCUUUACUUCGACAGUGGUGUUCGGAGUGGCCGAGAUGCUUUGAAGGCCUUGUGUCUUGGAGCCACCGCUGUCGGGAUCGGCCGUCCGUAUUACUGGGCCGCCGCGUGCCACGAAGAAGAUGGCAUCGUAGCCCUCUUGCAGAUGCUCACUUCAGAGCUGCAACAUGCCAUGGCUCAAAUCGGAACAAGCACGUUGCAUGAAUUGUCUCCCGACAGCUUGUGCCACGUCGUGCCUGCGCCUUCCAGGCUGUAA
Symbiodinium sp. CCMP2456 is the source of this 1515-nucleotide messenger RNA. NCBI's taxonomy places the organism in Eukaryota, Dinophyceae, Suessiales, Symbiodiniaceae. The record is from the annotation of a GenBank genome assembly.